Mizuhopecten yessoensis (Yesso scallop) is the source of this 1083-nucleotide messenger RNA. RefSeq lists its product as uncharacterized. Bases 1 to 1083 code for a protein of 360 amino acids. Gene Ontology annotation, molecular function: nucleic acid binding. The transcript has a single exon. Lineage: Eukaryota; Metazoa; Mollusca; Bivalvia; Pectinida; Pectinidae. The record is from RefSeq and is a predicted model, not a curated record.
AUGUCGUGGCUAAAGAGAAAAGCUGCUACCUACCACAAACAUGAUACUGAGGACAUUCGCACAGACGUUGAUCUCAAGAAAGAAGCCGAGAUGUUCCUUCUGAAAGACAUUCAAGAGGAGACUUUUCCUCUAGAGUUACAUUGUUUGAAGGAGAAGAAACCUCUUCCUAAGGCAAGCAGUUUGAUAAAUCUUUCACCGACAUUAGACAAAGAUGGUUUACUUAGGGUUGGAGGUCGACUGAGCAAUGCAGAACAUCUAUACACUGGAGAGAAACACCCCGUAACCAUUCCCGGAAAGCAUUAUAUUGCCACUCUGUUAGUGAGGCAUUAUCAUGAACAGAUACGACAUCAGGGUCGCCAUUUUACAGAGGGUGCAGUGCGUUCUGCUGGUUACUGUAUCACCGGAGGGAAAAGGCUCAUUAACUCCAUUUUACACAUCUGUGUUAAAUGUAGAAAGCUCAGAGGAAUGUUAGAACAUCAAAAAAUGGCAGAUCUGCCAAGUGACAGACUAACACCUAGUCCACCAUUUACAUACGUAGCCGUUGACACAUUUGGACCAUGGCAAGUGGUUACUCGACGCACACGAGGUGGACAAGCCAACGCCAAACGUUGGGCCAUUAUGUUCUCCUGUCUGACGACUAGGGGAAUUCACAUUGAGGUCAUAGAGGAACUUAGUGCGUCAUCGUUCAUAAAUGCUUUACGGAGAUUCACGUCACUGAGAGGCCCUGUGAAAGAGAUCCGGUCAGACCGGGGAACUCAUUUCGUAGCAAGUACAGAUGACCUUGGAAUAAAGUCACUCAAUGUAGAAGACGAUGAAAUCAGAAAAUGUCUUACUCGUGAUGAAACCAUAUGGAAGUUCAACCCGCCACACGCUUCGCAUAUGAAUGGUUCCUGGGAACGAAUGAUUGGAUUAGCUCGAAGGAUCUUGGAUUCGAUGUUGAGUGAUCUUAGUUCGAAACAUUUGACUCAUGAAGUCUUGUGUACCUUCAUGGCAGAAGUGUGUACGAUAGUAAACGGAAGGCGCAAUUACUGGCCUGUUGGAGUGGUGGAGAAAAUGUUACCCAGUUCUGACGGAAGUGUCUGA